Messenger RNA from Saccostrea cuccullata (small rock oyster), 1158 nucleotides. Its product is annotated as 52 kDa repressor of the inhibitor of the protein kinase-like. Lineage: Eukaryota; Metazoa; Mollusca; Bivalvia; Ostreida; Ostreidae. The transcript is spliced from 2 exons. Bases 1 to 1158 code for a protein of 385 amino acids. The record is from RefSeq and is a predicted model, not a curated record.
AUGGCAGUUUCCAAUAUCAUCAUUGAUUUUCUUGCUGAAUUGAACCUGAAUAUUCAGAAUCUACGAGCUCAGUGCUACGAUGGAGCUGCUAACAUGUCGGGGAAAUACAGUGGCGUCCAGGCCAGGAUACUUCAAGUUGUUCCCGAGGCUUCUUAUGUUCACUGCAAAGCACACUCGCUGAAUCUUGCAUUGAUACACAGCAGCAAGGUUAUGUGCAUUCGAAACAUGAUGUCAACAGUGCAGGAUGUGGCAUUUUGUUUGGCAAAGCGUUUGAAAGCAUUCUCCGACGAACUGGCUGAAAACGAUGACGUACAGGAGCAGAUGGACCGACGAACAAAACUCAGAACACUGUGCGAAACGCGUUGGUCAAGUCGAGCAGAUUCACUGUUCACCUUCCGCUCAGCUUUCCCCGUGGUCGUUGCUGCCCUCCAAUCACUUGAAGAUGCUAAAGAUGAGAAGGCAUCGCAAUACUUAGCUGCUAUUUUGAGAUUUGAAUUUAUCAUUGCACUAGUUGUAGCGGAACACGUUUUGAGCUCUACAGUAGCCUUAACAAACUAUCUUCAAAAAAAGGACAUAGACCUUUUAGAAGCAGUAACAGAGGCCAAAGUCGUUAUCAGGAGAUUAACUGAUGAAAGAAACGACAUUAGUGUUUGGGAUGCAUUGUAUGGCAGGGCAACUGAAAUAGCUGCAGAGCAUGACUUGCAGCCAUGCGUUCCAAGAAGAGCAGGACGUCAACAACACAGAGAAAAUCAUCCCCUAAACAACCCGUCGGAUUACUGGAGAGUUUCGUUGUAUCUCGUCUUUUUAGAUCACCUGGUAAACGAAAUAUCUAGUCGAGUAACAAAGAACGAAGAGAGAUUUUUAAUUUCGUAUUUGCUACCAGCCAAACUGCAAGACCUUACAGCGGAUGUUACAGAUCGUCUGUACAACGCCUAUAAGUCAGACCUCACUAGCAAAGUAGAGUUUGUGGAUGAAAUAACAAGAUGGAGGAUUAGAUGGAAUCUUGCUGGUACCGAUACAGGACCGAAUAAAAUCAUCGAUCUCCUGAAUAAAACCAACAAAGACAUUUAUCCUGGCAUUUUCUGCGUUCUGUCCAUUUUCUUGACCAUGCCAGUAUCCUCGGCCUCUAUUUUGAAGGAGAAGCUUCUGAAGUUUUAG